Talaromyces atroroseus is the source of this 1623-nucleotide messenger RNA. RefSeq lists its product as hypothetical. Bases 1 to 1623 code for a protein of 540 amino acids. Gene Ontology annotation, cellular component: membrane. Gene Ontology annotation, biological process: carbohydrate transport; transmembrane transport. The transcript is spliced from 4 exons. Lineage: Eukaryota; Fungi; Ascomycota; Eurotiomycetes; Eurotiales; Trichocomaceae. Gene Ontology annotation, molecular function: carbohydrate:proton symporter activity. The record is from RefSeq and is a predicted model, not a curated record.
AUGGCUUUCAAAAACUCAACCCUCGCCAAGUACAUCAAAAACAUCAAGACCUCGCCAAGGUCACUGAUUGCUAAUCGCACGCUCUUGACGACCGCGGCAAUCUAUGCACUCGCUGGUAUCCCUCUGUGCUGGGACCAAGGUUCAAGCUCUACUAUUCCCUCUCUGCCAGGUUUCUCUGCAGAGUUUGGCAUUACUUCUGCGUCCAACCCUACCCAGGUUUCCAACUUCAUCUCCCUGGUAUAUAUAGGAUGUGGUGUUGGAGCAGCUCUGUCAUUCUUCAUCAAUGACCGUGUAGGCCGUCUGUGGUCCCUCCGCCUGUACUCUGCUAUCUGGAUCAUCGGACAGUUGAUCGUUGUCGGCUCUCGUGGAAAAAUUGCGACCUUGUAUGCCGGGCGCAUUGUAGCUGGAUUCGGUAUCGGACCCCUCACUGUCAUCGGGCCAGUCUCGCUCGUGGAGAUAGCUCCCGUUGAGAUUCGUGGUCUUAUCACCAGCUGGUUCAGCGUCGUCCUAUUACUGUCGCUUUUCCUGGCCGCAUUCACUGUUUACGGGGCGUUUACGACGAUGGCUAGCAGCAGUUUACAGUGGCAGGUUCCUAUAUUUGUGCCGACUCUCAUCAUGGCCGCCGUCAUCCUCGGCAGUUUCUUCGUUAGCGAGAGCCCGCGUUGGCUCUUCCUGGCACGCCGCGACGAAGAAGCUAUAGAGGCCCUCGUGAAGAUCAGAGGGUUGCCCCUUGAUCAUCCGCGUGUGCAGUCUGAGCUGGAAGAUAUCAAAAAGUCACUCGCUGAGGAGCGUGCCGCUUAUGGAAAUGCCACGUCGUAUUCCAUCAAAGGUUUGGGUGCUGUUCUGAAGGAGACCUUCCUGGUCCCCGCGAAUCUCCGACGCACUCAGCAGGCCUUUAUUUCAUACGCUUUGGCCCAGCUAUCCGGCGCCAACAGCAUAACUACAUAUUUGGUGCCUAUCCUUAACAUGGUCGGUGUCUCCGGCGGCUCCUCUUAUAGUCUCUUUGUCACGGCCAUGUAUGGCGUUGGCAAAUUUUUCUACACUUUGAUUGCCAGCUUCUUCUUUGUCGACGCCCUUGGCCGUCGAAAUAGUCUGUUUAUUGGCAUUACUAUACAGAUGCUUUCUGAUAUUUAUAUUGGUGUUUUCAUCAAGUACCACCAAGCAGGGCCGGUUCCUACUGCUGCGAGUCAAGCUGCUAUCGCUGCCAUCUUCAUUCAUGGAUUUGGCUAUGCCAUAGGCCUUCUAAUAUUGCCCUACGUGUUUGUUUCCGAGCUCUGGCCCAACCAGAUCCGUUCAUUUGGCGCCGCUCUGACUCAGACUUUCCACUGGCUGUUCUUCUUUGGCGUCAACAAGGGUGUGCCAUCCCUCCUUUCCCGCACUGAUAACUGGGGGGCGUUCCUCUUCUUUGCCGGUUGGUGCUUUUUGGCCCUAAUCUACUCCUUCCUGGUGGUCCCUGAGACGGCCGGCGUGGACCUGGAAAAGCUGGACGCUUUGUUCGAGGGUCCUUGGUGGAAUCAGUACAAGCGUCCCAAGACAGUAGUCACCGAAUCUGUGGAGAUAGGUCGAAGCAGCGACAACGAAAGCGAAGGAAAGUCGGCGGAAGCUGUUGUCGCGAAGCAGUAA